GUGCUGGGCGGGAAGGGAAGUCGUGGCGGCGGUGGUGGUGGCUGCAGGGACAGCAGCGGCGGCGCUGGUAGGGACAGCAGGAGCGGCGGUGCUGUCAGUUAGGCCGUCGGAGAAAUGGGAGACCCAGGGUCGGAGAUAAUAGAAUCUGUCCUUCCAGCUGAGCCUGAGGCAUCUGAGUCAACAGCGGAUGAAAAUGAAGAUGAUAUUCAGUUUGUUAGUGAAGGACCGUUAAGACCUGUUCUUGAAUACAUUGACCUGGUCAGCAGUGACGAUGAAGAGCCUAGCACUUCUCAUAGUGAUGAGAAUGUUAAGCAUAAAGAUUAUAUUGAAAAUCAACAGGAUAAAGUUGCCUUAACGCUGGCUCGUCUAGCCCGCCACGUCGAAGUGGAGAAACAGCAGAAAGAAGAGAAGAAUAGAGCAUUCCGGGAAAAAAUUGAUUUUCAGCACGCUCAUGGGUUACAAGAAUUGGAAUUUAUUCGAGGACAUUCUGAUACAGAAGCAGCAAGACUGUGUGUGGACCAGUGGCUAAAAAUGCCAGGACUCAAAACAGGCACAAUUAAUUCUGGAACCAAAAGUUCAUUCCGAAGAGGAGGCCAAAUGCGAGUGUCUGGGAAACCAAUUUCAUGUCCCAUAAUGCAUUGCAACAAGGAGUUUGACAAUGGGCACCUUCUCUUAGGACAUUUGAAAAGGUUUGAUCACUCUCCGUGUGAUCCAACAAUUACACUACAUGGACCUUUCACCAAUUCGUUUGCUUGUGUAGUAUGUUAUAAAAAAUUUGUUACUCAACAGCAAUAUAGGGAUCACCUUUUUGCUAAGGAAGCUGCAAAUGAUGGACAUAAAAACAACCUUCUUCCUCAGAUUAUUCAGUGUUUUGCGUGUCCAAAUUGCUUCCUUCUUUUUAGCAGCAAGGAUGAGUGUUUGAAGCAUAUGUCUGGAAAGAAUCAUUUCCUUCAGAGUUUUAAACUGGGUGAUGACAAGGGAAUAGCACAUCCAAUAUCAUUUCCAUCUUUGGCAAAGAAACUUUUGAUCGAUCUCUGCAAAGAUGUUCCAUUUCAAGUCAAGUGUGUGGCCUGCCGCCAGACACUUCGUUCCCACAUGGAGCUCACUGCCCAUUUCAGAGUUCGUUGUCGAAAUGCUGGUCCUGUAGCUGUAGCUGAGAAGAGUAUUGCCCAGGUUGCAGAGAAAUUCGUAUUAAGAGGUUAUUGUCCAAAUUGCAACCAAGUCUUUGUGGAUGAAGCUAGUACCCGGAAUCACAAGCAGAAUUCAGGACACAAAGUACAAAUCAUUACCUCAAUGGAAGAAUCAGUUUUACUUUAUUGCCACAGCAAUCAAGGAAACAAACCUCCUUCGGACUUGCAUCUAUUGUUAGAUAAAUCAAAAUUUUCAUCACUUAAAAGAACUAUGUCUAUUAAAGAAUCUAGCACACAAGAUUACAACACCAUUCCAAAAAAGAAGAUGAAUUUAGAGAAUGAAAGCUGUGGCGCUGUGGUUUGUGUCCAGAGAGACAAGUCAACAAUUAAAACCUGGUUUUGUGAAUGCCAUCAACGAUUCCCAAGUGAAGAUGCAGUAGAAAAGCAUGUUUUCUCAGCAAACACAAUGUGUUACAAGUGUAUGGUCUGUGGAAAGGUAUGUGAAGAUUCAGGGGUUAUCCGUUUACACAUGAGUCGGAUUCAUGGAGGAGCACAUUUAAAUAACUUUCUUUUCUGGUGUCGGACAUGCAAAAAGGAGUUAAUAAGAAAAGAGACUAUCAUGGCACAUGUAACUGAAUUUCAUAAUGGACACAGAUAUUUUUAUGAGACGGAAGAGGUAGAAGGUGAAACUUUGCCGUUAUCCUCUACAACACUGGGGACUAACUCUACUAAGAAACCUUCUUCAACUAUUACUAUUAUUGAUCAUUCCCCAGCAAGCAACCCUCCAAGGGGCAAAUGGCAAUGCCGGAUUUGUGAAGAUAUGUUUGAUUCCCAGGAAUGUGUCAAACAGCACUGCAUGUCUUUGGCAAGUCACCAAUUUCAUAGAUACAGCUGUGCCCGUUGCAAAAAGACUUUUCACAAGAUAGAAACAUUAUACCGACAUUGCCAAGAUGAGCAUGACAAUGAGAUAAAGAUUAAAUACUUCUGUGGGCUUUGUGAUCUUGUCUUUAAUGUGGAAGAAGCAUUCUUGAUUCAUUAUAAGGAGCGCCAUAGCAUUGAUUAUGUGUUUGUGUCAGAAAAAAUUGAAACUUCAAUUAAAACUGAGGAUGAUUUUCCAGUUUUAGAAACCAGCAACCUGUUAACCUGUGGUUGCCGGGAGAGUUACAUCUGUAAAAUCAACAGAAAGGAAGAUUAUAGUAGAUGUCUCCAAAUCAUGCUCGAUAAAGGUAAACUGUGGUAUCGCUGCAAUUUGUGUUCUGUAACAGCACAGAAUUUAGCAGACAUGAAAACUCACAUCCAUCAAGUGCACAGAGAAGAAAAGAAGGAUGAGGAGGAACAGCACUAUGUAAUCAAGUGUGGCACCUGCACCAAAGCAUUUCAUGAUCCUGAGAGUGCUCAGCAGCACUUCCAUAGAAAACAUUGCUUCUUACAGAAACCCAGUGUGGCUAAUUUUGGAUCUGAAAAAGGAAGUCUGUACAAAUUUACUGCCAGUGCCUCUCCUACAGAAAGAAAACUGAAACAGGCAGUAAGCUAUCCAAAAAAUUCAGACGUGGAGAAAGGAGCUGAGAAUGACCUAAGCUGUCAGAAUAUAGAUGAAGAAGCUGUUGAGCUUCCAGAUUUGGAUUACCUGCGAACCAUGACUCAUAUAGUCUUUGUAGAUUUUGAUAACUGGUCAAACUUUUUUGGCCAUCUACCAGGACAUCUAAACCAAGGAACGUUUAUUUGGGGCUUUCAAGGAGGAAACACUAAUUGGAAACCUCCACUCAACUGUAAGAUCUUUAACUACCUGAACAGAAUUGGAUGCUUCUUCCUUCAUCCUCGCUGUAGUAAAAGAAAAGAUGCUGCUGAUUUUGCCAUAUGUAUGCAUGCUGGCCGUCUAGAUGAACAACUACCCAAGCAAAUUCCUUUUACCAUCCUCUCAGGAGAUCAAGGUUUUCUGGAGCUUGAGAAUCAAUUUAAGAAGACUCAGAGGCCAGCUCACAUACUAAACCCUCACCACUUAGAGGGAGAUAUGAUGUGUGCCUUGUUAAAUAGCAUAUCUGAUACCACCAAAGAAUCUGACAGUGAUGAUAACCUGGGUAUAAAAAGUACCUCAAUAGGAGAAGAAUUCAGAUCCACAGAAGGGGAAGAAACUGAGGCUCAGAGAGAAUCAGUAACUUUCUCAAAGCAACACAGCUAAUGUGGAAUUAGAAGAAGCUAUUAGAAGAAGUCUUGAGGAUAUGUAAUUAAAGAUAUUACCACACAACAUCAAGUGGCCUUGAAGAGACUCUCAGGAUGAGUUCUAGAGUUUGUUUUCUAAAGGACACCAGAAAUCUACUAGCACAAAUAUAUUUGAAAACACGCUUUUGCAUUGACGUGUUCAGAGUCUGAUAAUUUGCUUUGUGUUUUUGUGCAAAGAUGUUCAGAAGGAAUAGAAUAUAUAUUAAUACAAAUAUAAAUCAUGUAUUCUAAUGUAGGUUUCUCAGUUAACUUUGAAUGCAUAUACUUAGAUUAAAAGGAUUUUUUUAAAAAUAGAAAAACUCUUGCCUAUUGUUUAUAUGUUUCUCAAAUAUUAUGUGUUCUUUAAUUUUAUUUGUACUGUACAGAUGAUUCUGAUUUAUUUUUUUAGGAGUGAAAAUGAAUAUAAAUAAAGCUGCUCAGUUUUUCUAUAAAUCUUACUUCUCAUGUGGCAUUGAUAUAUAAUACCUUUGAGAUCUUUGUUUAUAAUUAUUAGACCAGAGUAAUGGAAAUUGAUCAUGGAAAUAGAUUAAAAUUUUUACCAGCAGUGUUCCUUAUGGGUUUUGCUUAAAUGUAUAUCCCUGCUUUAAUUGGAGAAGUACAUUGCUAGAAGAGAAAAAAAUCCUAAUUUUUUUGAAAUAAUUAAAAGGAAACAGUUUCCAUUCCUUUUACCUGCUUAGAUUUUUAUAUGACUUGUAUGAUCUAUUAUUAUUUAAGGGGAAUGAAGCUAAAAUAUUUGCGUAGAGUCAAAUUUAUUUUUAAUAAUCUUAGUCCUUUUUUUAUAUAUUUGUGUAAACAUAAUAUUCUUCAAAAACUAGUAUAAGGUCUACUCAGGAAUAUUCUUCCUUAACUAUUUAAAAAAAUUAUUUCUUAUGGAAAUAUCUUCAUUUUAAUUAUUCAUUGAAUUGUCAAUUUCCUCCAUUUGGAUUACAUAUUUAAUUUUUAAAUGUUAAGGCCCCAUUGUGAAUAGUAAAAAAUAAGUAGCAAACUAAGAAGAGCUCAUCAUACUGUCUUUGUGUAUGUAUUUCAUGUCAUUUGACCAGAAAUAUCUUAUCCCUAAAAAAAUUGAGUAGUAAUUACUUACCAAACUUAAAAACGUUUCUGUAAACAUAAAGUUUUCUUUAAGACAAAAAAUACCAUGGUUAGAAUUUUGUUCUUUCUCUGCAACACUGGAUAUUUUAUUGUAAAAUGGAAUUACUGUUUUUUUAUUAACAGUCUUUUCAACCCGCACUGAAAACCAAAUUGUAUUUUUAUUUCUUAAGAUGUCAGUUCUGUUCCUGCUUGCAUUUUUUUAAAGAAGACACCACACCUUGAGAAUUUACCAGUCAUCAUUCCAAAACGACCACAUUAUGCUUUCAAUUUGUAGGCUAAAGUGGUCAAGCAGGGCUUUAGGGAGGUGCUCAUUAUGCUGGACUUUAAAGAUACCUGCAAGAGCUUUCUAAAUAGGAGCAGAAAGAAUAGUCCAGGAAGAAGAGUGGUUACGCAGAUGUGGGGCAAGUGGAGACAGAAGCUCUUUGUUGGGGUUCCAAACAUGGGCGUGAUAUACACUGAUGCUCCAUUAAUAAGCUUUUGUGGUUUGUAUGGUAGAGAGUAAUCGAAACUUUUGAAGUGAUGGGAAAGGGAUAUUUAAUCACGACCUUUAAGAAGAGGUAAUUAGGUUGUUUAAUGUUUUACUUAAUAAUUGUCACCAAUUGUAUUUCUACCUUGUAAAGCAAUUAAAAGCCAUUUAAAAGUAUUUCAUAGUUGAAUUUAAUUUAGACACAAGGAGAAGAUGUAAUCAAGUGGAUGACAUUAGAGAAAGUUAUUAUGGAUUAUUUAAUUAUCAAAAGUAAGUUGCUUUUCAUUACAUUAUUCAUUCAUUCAAAAAAGUAUUAUUGACUACCUACCAUGUACCAACAAACUGUUGGAAGUACUUGGAAUGCACCAGUUAGCAAAACAAAGCC
Trichechus manatus latirostris (Florida manatee) is the source of this 5290-nucleotide messenger RNA. RefSeq names its product zinc finger protein 451 (gene ZNF451). Gene Ontology annotation, biological process: negative regulation of transcription initiation by RNA polymerase II; protein sumoylation. The coding region runs from base 115 to 3309 and encodes 1064 amino acids. NCBI's taxonomy places the organism in Eukaryota, Metazoa, Chordata, Mammalia, Sirenia, Trichechidae. The record is from RefSeq and is a predicted model, not a curated record. Gene Ontology annotation, molecular function: sequence-specific DNA binding; DNA-binding transcription factor activity, RNA polymerase II-specific; transcription corepressor activity. Gene Ontology annotation, cellular component: nucleus. The transcript is spliced from 16 exons.